AUGAUUAAAUUCGGAUCGAACUAUGCUUCUAAAAUAUAGCAUCUAUAUUCAAAUAAGCCUUUCUCCUUUGCAAUCAUUGGGAGUGGUCCAGCAGGUCUUUAUACGGCUAAACACUUGUUCAAUGAUAUUGAGAAUAUCAACAUUCAUGUUUUUGAAUAGGAUCUCUGUCCUACAGGGUUGAUAAGAUAUGGAAUGGCUCCAGAUCAUUAGAGAAUUAAACGAGUAGCAGAAGAACUGUUAACCAUCAAACAGAAUGAACAUUGUCAUUAUUUUGGAGGAGUCUCUAUUGGUAAAGACAUAACCAUUAACGAAUUGGAUCAAUUGUAUUCAGCAGUUUUUUAUGCUUAUGGUGCAUAGAUUGAUAAACCAUUGAAUAUUCAAGGAGAACAAUUAUAAAAUGUUUAUUCUGCUCGUCAAAUUGUUAAUUGGUACAACAGUCAUCCAGAUUACUGUGAUCUUGAUAUUGAUUUUAAGAACAAAAAUAAUAUUGCAAUUAUAGGAAAUGGUAAUGUUGCUCUUGACAUUGCUAGAAUAUUUGGAUUAGAUUAGGAUGAAUUGCAGAAGACUGAUAUUAAUGAGAUUUCCAUAGAUAAAUUAAAGAAUAAUCAAAUAAAUAAUAUUGUUAUUAUAGGAAGGAGAGGUCUAGUCCAAUCUUAAUUUUCAUUAAAGGAACUCAGAGAAAUGACAAAAUUAUCCUAAUUUAGAUUCCUAUUAUAUAAACCAGACUUACUUUGGAGUUUGAAUGAGGAGAGUCAAACUGAAUGCAAAGACUUAGGCGUAAAUUAUGGGAAUGUGACUAGAGGGAAUAGAAGAAAACUAGAAUUUAUGAAAAGCUUUGAAAUUAUUGAGGAUGAAGCAACAAUGAACUCAAUAUUGAAACAAGGUAGUAAUGGAAGGAUCAAUGUUAUUUUGCGAUUCUUGCUGACUCCUCUUAAAAUAGAGUUGAAGGAGAAUAAGUUGAAUUUGAAAUUGUAACACAAUUAAUUGGCAGGGAAACCAUUUAAUCAAGUUGCAAUGCCAUUGGAUUAAUAAUCAAUUUUGGAAUGUGAUAUGAUUAUUAAAUCAGUUGGUUAUUAGUCUCACAACAUCGAUAAUGAUAUACCUUGGAAUUCUGAGUAAAAUAUAGUAGACAAUUCUGAUGGGUGUAUUAAGAAGGAUCCUACGAAAUUGAAGACGGGAUCUUAUGCUUGUGGUUGGAUUAAAACAGGUCCCAAAGGAGUAAUUGAUUCUACAUUUGCUUCAUCUUAAGAGACGAUAGUUAAUUUUAAGAAUCAUAUGGAUGCUGAUUUGAUUAGGAAUGUUCAUGAUCCGUACGAGCAAGUGGUAAAUCUGUUAAGAUAGAGAUCGAUCAAUUAUAUUGAUUUCAAGGUUUGGGAUAGAAUCAAUGAAUUCGAAAUAGAGCAAGGUCAAAAGGCGAAGAAGCCUAGAAUAAAAUUAAUGAGAAAUAGGGACUUGUUGUAAUUCUUAUGAUUAUUGUGUUGGUAUA
Molecule: messenger RNA, 1486 nt
Organism: Paramecium tetraurelia
Lineage: Eukaryota; Ciliophora; Oligohymenophorea; Peniculida; Parameciidae
Exons: 7
Molecular function (GO): oxidoreductase activity
Source: RefSeq, a predicted model, not a curated record